Haemonchus placei is the source of this 744-nucleotide messenger RNA. NCBI's taxonomy places the organism in Eukaryota, Metazoa, Nematoda, Chromadorea, Rhabditida, Trichostrongylidae. The record is from the annotation of a GenBank genome assembly.
AUGAGACUAACAUUAUUGCGUAUUUGGAGUAAGAAACUAGAAUAUUUUGUAUUCAGAGAGAAGAUCAGCGACACAUUUGAAACGGCCUAUAAUUCGAUAUGUGAAGCAUCAGGGAGCAAAUAUUCAUCUGAAAUUUUGUUAGCUGCUUUUAACAAGGUAGAAGAAGAAAAUGCGUCUGGUGAGCAAAGCCUGAAAAGAAUAUUUUUUGAAAAACUCCAACACAGGCUUUCUUAUAUGGUAGAAUCUUUAGUAUCUCUGGAUAAGCGGAGAAGAGUUUUGCGUUUCAUAGCGAAGUUUUCCAUAAACCAAUGGAAGAGGGGAGUAUCUGAUUUCCUCCAUUGUUUAGUGGAAUAUUGUGAAUCUUUGUCUUGUUGUGACGAUGUUGCUGUUCGUCAGAAUAUCUGCACAUUGGUAGGAUUUUUGCUCAAAGAGCAGGAUGGCGGCAGUGCCACUGAAGAAAGCGUAAUGUCAAUUGAUAUCAAGCGGAAGUUGUAUUCGAUUUUACUUGAACGUCAACUCGAUAAGGUGACUGCUGUACGCUCCGAGGUCAUCCUGUCAGUUGCAGACAUUCAAGAUGAUGAAAUUCCUAACGAUUUCGUUGAGGCCCUUGAACGAAGUCCUAAAGAUGUGAUAUUGAUGGGAUUCCGCGACAUUGCUGCUGACUGUCGACUAGUCGCUGUAUGUGCACUUCAUGUCGUAGCUUCUUCACAUGCCGACUACCUUAUUGAGCUUGCAUCUUGUGAU